This is a messenger RNA of Herpailurus yagouaroundi (jaguarundi), 2615 nucleotides long. RefSeq names its product microphthalmia-associated transcription factor-like. Lineage: Eukaryota; Metazoa; Chordata; Mammalia; Carnivora; Felidae. The transcript is spliced from 2 exons. The record is from RefSeq and is a predicted model, not a curated record. The coding region runs from base 700 to 1086 and encodes 128 amino acids.
UUAAUUGGGUGACAGUCUAAGAAUACACAGAUAUAUGGCCUGAAGAUGUGUAUGUCCUAAAAGAUGGUGUCCACAAUUAGAAGCAGCUUGUGUUUGGCUCCCACCAGGACUUGGUAGGGACAACCCUCAUCCGCUUGGGGUCUGAGGGUGAGGAAGUCUGUCUGGAUCUCUAGCCUGCCAGUAGGAGAGCAUGUGCGAUUAUCAGAUCCAGUUCCAAAAAUGCCCGAGAUCUCUCAAACUGAGAAGGGACGCAAGCAAUCCUACAGCCCUCCUAAAUUCUGAGACUCCGUUAAGUGUUAAAAAUUCCCCGGGAUGUGAAAUUACCUCCCUUUCAAGUUCUCCACUAACUAACGCGCAGCCGCUGCAAACCUCAGCCGGUACCUGCAAUCUGGAAGGCUAAGAGAGAGCAUCCUGAGGUGCUCGCCUGGCUGCUGGGUGAAGUGUUGGCCUGCCUGGGUCCUUGCAUCGCCCCUUCAGCAGUGUGAGGCAGCAUUUUUGUCCUGCAGGUACAGUAGGUACUGGAUUAAACAGGUCUGCUGUUGAAGACAGACACCAGGCACCGUUCUAGCACGAGCUGUGUUUGGAUUGGAGUUUCCAGGGCCUUAUCAGGAGCCACCCCUAGUGACACAGCCAGUGCCAGAACUAACUUUGACUUUCACUCUUCGCCAAGGGCUUGAAGAGCACCUUAAAGGAAAAAAGAUGGAGGCGCUUAGAGUUCAGAUGUUCAUGCCUUGCUCCUUUGAAAGCUUAUAUCUCAGUUCCGAGGAGCAUCCUGGGGCCUCCAAGCCUCCGAUAAGCUCCUCCAGUAUGACAUCACGCAUCUUGCUACGCCAGCAACUCAUGCGUGAGCAAAUGCAGGAGCGCAGGGAGCAGCAGCAGAAGCUGCAGGCGGCCCAGUUCAUGCAACAGAGAGUGCCAGUGAGUCAGACCCCGGCCAUAAACGUCAGCGUGCCCACCACCACCCUUCCCUCUGCCACCCAGGUGCCGAUGGAAGUCCUCAAGGUACGUGAGUGUCGCUCUUGUUGGUUGGGCCAAGCCCUCUUCGAGAGCAGCAUUUUCCAUUUCCUAGGUGUUUUCUUUCUCUGACUGUGUUUUUGGUCCUCUUGACCCCUCUGCAUGCUGUCUGUCAAGGCCAACUCUACUCAUGCUACCUGGCUUUGCAUUUUAAAGGAAGGACGGAAAGUAACCGGGGAUUUAGGUAGUAGCCCUCCCUAUGUGGGGGAAGAGUGUUGAUGUUCUAUGAGAAACAGCCAGUGGGGACAGGUGCCUGUUGCAAUGCUAUCUUUCCAUUUUUCUUUAGGAAAGUUUCAGAAAUGGAUCUCUGCUAAUAACUUAUGUAUUUUUUUUUCCUCCCUCCAAACAUUCCACGGCCAUUCUUUAAUUUUCUUCUUUAUUUAGUAAGUAAUCCUGGCUAUAGAAUCUGACCGUUUGGGAAAGUCCCUUCUGAGAUAAACCUGUAGGAGAGCUUUCUUCACUUUAAUAACCAAAAUGCAUAAUCCUUUAACUGAAGUGGUCUGUUUGGGGCCCCUUUGAUUUCUUGCUAGAGUAGAACCUGCAGGAGCUUGUUAGCAUCAUUCUAUCAGGGACAUAUAGCUUCCUAAUUACUGGGGAAAACUGUAACAAGUCUGAGAAUAGAAUUCCAUCUCACACAUGUGUUCCUUCACAUCACACUGGGACAUCCUCCCUGUUGAAAGAUGAGCAUUCCACCUCUUAAAUAUGACUGAUGCAGGGAAAGCUAAAAGCAAAGUGAGGGAACUUCCUCACUUAAAAGAAAAAUUUUUUAACCCAUUCACCUAAUUGAUUCAUUGUAAAGAACCCCAAGUGUUACUGUUCAUUAAGCAAUGUGAACUUUACACACUGGUGAUUCAUUGUUGGUCUUUGCAUUCAUUCAUGUGCUCAGGAGAAAAACAUCUCCCGCUAUUUAAAGUUUACAAUUAAAGUAAAUAGAGAGAUGAUGUGUUAUAACUGGAAGCAGUAUAUGAUUCUUACCAGGAAGUACGAAAAGAUUCUUUAAAAACAAAUUGAAAGUCAUUGUUUUUUAUUUGCAAAGACCCCUUUAAAACGUAGUGAUGAGAUAAUGAAGCUCUUUCAUGAAAAAACAGGAAUUUUGCGAGGGCAAAAGAGAUCCAAACAGUUUAGCAUAAACCAUUACUCUGAUGUGAUUGAAGUUCUGGAUAUUGCCACAAAUAAUGGAUAUGUUGUAUCCUCCCCACCUCCCGAUAAAGGCAGGUUUUCUUUUAGAAAUAGGUUAUAUAUUACAUCUCUCUGUUCCGCUUGGGUGAAAAUUGGUAAUCGCUAAGUUUUUAUAAAUUUAAGAUCUACGUUGUCUGGUGUUCACAGGAAUCACAUUAGUUUUGUCUGUGCCUUUUAAAGUUCUGUGAAUUAAGUGAUAAUAAAAUGUGGAGAAAUAUGUCUAUUUUAUUCACUGUAAUAGUCUACUUUUCAAUCUGAAGGAUAAAUUUUAGAAGAGGUGACGUGGAUUUGUGCUAGUAGGUGAUUUAUGUCCAAUUCAAAGGUAAUGUUUCAUAUUGUAUUAAAGUAUAUGAAUUGCAAUCACUACCUUCUAUUAAGGCAGUUAUAUGUGAUGGUGUGGAAAUCACCCACAUGCAGAUGCA